Cladocopium goreaui is the source of this 1857-nucleotide messenger RNA. The record is from the annotation of a GenBank genome assembly. NCBI's taxonomy places the organism in Eukaryota, Dinophyceae, Suessiales, Symbiodiniaceae.
GAAGAGGAAGCUUUGCGUGGCAUUGGCUUAGAUCUCUGGCCGCGGCUGCGACGCAUCGCAGUGGAAGUGCAUGGCAGCGAUGCGCUGCGGAAGCUCAAGGAGCUGAUUCCGGAGCACUUCAAAGGAGAUCUCUGGGACUGCGCACAGGAGCUGAUUCCAGAUCACUUCAUGCUCUAUGGAUCGACUUCCAACGAUGAGGUGUUGGCCUGCGUCCGAAAAGAGCCGUCCUUGGCGGAACUGACUGAGCCUUUCCUGCUGCUGCUGCCGUCUUGGACCGUGGGCAAGGCUUUUUUCCGACACUUCCUGUCCUCCCUGGCCAAAUUGAAGGCCAAGACUGGUGAGGAGCAGGCUGCUGAAGUGUUUUACCUCUGUCGGAGGGGUGCCAAAGGACGUCCGGAAAAGUAUGGUUUCCACCAUGUGGAGGGUGCCGGCAUGGCGCGAUGUCCCUUCUUUGGCUUGUGGAUCUGUGGUGGAUUUGGGGAGGCCACCGAGCGUGUGGCUGCUGCAGCGCGACGGAGGAAAGCCGAAGGUUUCUGGGACGAUCAGUGGCGACUCGACAGAGCCUGGUAUGGCUGCCGGCCCUACGAGGCACUGACGGAUGGACGGAUGGCGGUGCGUUGGGAGGAUGGCACCCAAAGUGACCUGAAGCCCAACGAGUUGCGUGGCGGUUUGUUGCUUUUCCGUGACCUCUCGCAGCUGGAAAAGGCAAAGUUGCUGCGAUCGGCGGAGGAGCUGAAGAAACGCCAGGAGCUGAAUCCCAAGCAAAAGCUUCGACUGGAACGUAUCAGAGAGGCUCUGAAGAGGAAACGCCAAGCAAUGCCCCGGCAGCGCAAGGAUACGCGUCACUACGUUCGAGCCGAAGGUGACGCCUCCGCAUCAGCGCUGGAACGUCUGUCGCCACUUCUUUUCGGAACGCGGCUGCUCUCGCGGCGACAAAUGUCGCUUCGAGCAUACGACCAGUCCUGCAAAAUGGAUGGAAUCAAAAAGUGGUUGAAGCAUCCUGAGAGGAACCUAAAGAAGCUUCUCGCCAAGAGUGACGGCUUGGUGAAGAUCACAAAUUUGUUGCCACCAUUCGUGGCAGAUGCUGUGCUGCAACGUCUACCGCAACUGGAUGCCUGGGAGCGAGCAGGUGAAGGUGAUCGAGACGAUGUGGGCUAUGAGGAUCGGGUGAAGCAUCGAUUCUCCAUCGCGGAUGUGGAGGGAGAUGAACUUCUACUCGGAGCUGCGCGCGUCCUUGCGAAAAUGCUCCCUGGCACCUUGCCCAACUUCUCCGCCGCCUGCUACCGCGGCCGGGACCACAUUGCACCCCACACAGAUGAGGUGCCCGAGGCCUACAGCGCAGCGGAGCUCCAACGCUUGCGCGCUGCCUAUGCCGCCAAGAACCUGCGCCGCGCUGCGGCGCGGUGGCGGGCGACAGAGGCAACGACAGCCGAGGCGGUGGAGGAACGGCUGGAAGCCGCCUUGCAGUCCGGCGACCUCCAGAAAGUUCGCGCUGCUGUGGCGCAGCGCCAGGAAACUGGGAGUGAAAAAGCCACCACACCCUGGACGCGAUGGGUCGCAGAAGCCUAUUACCUAAACAAGGAGUGGAAGGCAACAGCAGGUGGCCAAUUUGUGGACAUGGCCGCCUCCAAACACGUGCUGCAUUCCCCGGACUUCAACACCUUGGUGGCCUUUGAAGUGCCCCGUCUCCACGCCGUGCGCGCCCUCCGCGGUCGACGGCCACGCUACUCGCUCUUCGGCUGGUGGCUGCGGCCGGGUGCGCGUGCCAAGGGCGCCAAGAGUGCCAAGAGCAUGGCAAGACCAGCGGCAAAGGGGCGGAAGGCGGUGAAAAAAUUGCAAGUGGAUGGAUGGGGGUAG